AUGUCAAGAUACCAAACCUUUGUUUUUCUCAUCAUUUUCCAUUUGAUUCACCAUUCAUCAUUUGGUUGUUUGGAACAAGAGAAACAAUCACUUAUUGAACUCAAAGGAAGUUUUAAUGAUCCAUCAUUAAGAUUUUCCUCUUGGGAAGGAAAUGAUUGUUGCAAAUGGAAAGGAAUUAGUUGCAGCAACAUUACCAACCAUGUUGUCAAAAUUGAUCUUAGGAAUCCAUGCUACCCUAAAAAAGGAGAAGAUUAUCAACAAAACUGUUCCUUCUCAAAAUAUAAGCUUGAAUCUCAAUAUAUUCACCCUUCUCUUUCAAAGUUCAAAUAUCUUACCUAUUUGGACCUUAGUGGAAACAAUUUUAAUUCAAGUCCAAUACCAACUUGGUUCAAUUCUAUUAACCAGCUACAAUAUCUUUCUAUCUCUGAUUCUCAUUUUAGUGGCAUGAUCCCAAAUGAUCUAGGAAAUCUUACAAAAUUGUACUUUCUUGAUCUCAGCUUCAAUUCUUGGUUACAUUCUGAUGAUAUCUAUUGGGUUUCAAAACUUUCAUUGCUUCAAAAUCUUUACAUGAGUGAUGUUUUUCUUGGUAAGGUACAAAAUUUAUUCAUGGUACUUAACAUGCUUCCUUCUUUGUUUCAAUUAGAUUUGAUGAACUGCAGCGUAAUUACCAAAAUGCGCAGCGAUAAUCAAAUUGUUAGUUACACAAAUUUUUCUAGCAUCGAGUCUCUAAAUCUUGCAGAUAAUAAAUUUGAUGUCUCGGAUUUGAAUGAUUUAAGACACAUGAGUAGUUCAGUUGAAUUUAUUGACCUUACUAAUAACAGUCUCAGUUCAGUUCCAUUUUGGUUGAGUAAUUGUGCCAAACUUGGUUCUCUUUUUCUUGGAAACAAUGUCCUUAAUGGCUCAAUUCCACUCCCUCUUCAAAAUUUGACUUCAUUGAUAGAGCUUGAUCUUUCCCAAAAUAACAUUGAAUCUGUUCCAUUGUGGUUUGGUGGGUUACAUAGUCUUCAGUAUCUGAAUCUAUCAUUGAAUCAUGUAAACUCUAUUGAGGACUCUUUACCAACAUUUCUAGGAAAUAUGUGUAAUCUUAUAUCACUAGAUUUGUCUGGAAACAGAAUUCAAGGAGGCGCACUCGUCGGCAAUUUGAAUUUGCAGUCUAACUGCAUUGAAUUUGGUUUAGAGGAACUUCAUUUGAGCAACAAUAAUUUCAAUGAUCAGCUGCCAGAAUGGUUAGGACAACUUCAAAAUAUGUUAAUUCUCGGACUUCAUUCAGGUUUUUUCCAUGGUCCUAUUCCACAUAUUUUUGGAAAAUUGUUAAACUUGCAAUAUUUAAUCCUUUCCAACAAUCACUUGAAUGGAUCUAUUCCAAAUUCUCUGGGAAAAUUGGCAAACUUAAGCUUCUUAAACAUUUCUAAUAACCACUUGAUAGGAAAUUUUCCUUGUAGUAUAACAUCACUUGUCAAUAUACAGUAUUUAAUUCUGAACAAUAAUAAUUUGACUGGGUCUCUUCCUAAUUGUAUUGGACAAUUUGUCAAUCUAAACACCUUGAUUAUUUCUUCUAAUCGUUUUUAUGGUGUAAUUCCUAUGAGUAUUGAGCAAUUAGUUAGCCUAGAAAACCUUGAUGUGUCAGAAAACUUUUUGAAUGGUACAAUCCCACAGAAUAUUGGUCAACUUUCAAAUCUGCAUACCUUUUAUCUUAGUAAAAACAAUUUGCAAGGGAAAUUUCCUCAAAGUUUUGGUAAACUUAAGAACCUGCAAAAUCUAGACUUGUCUCAUCUCAACCAUUUAGAAGGCAUGUUUUCUGAGAUAAAAUUUCCUAAGUCACUAGCCUAUGUGAACCUCACCAAUAACCAUAUCACUGGAUCACUUCCUCAAAAUAUUGCUCAAACAUUUCCCAAUCUCACUCACUUGCUUCUUGGAAACAACCUCAUAAAUGAUUCCAUUCCAUAUUCAUUGUGCAAAAUAAACUCUUUGUACCAAAUUGACCUUUCAAGCAACAAUUUAGUUGGCAACAUUCCUGAUUGUUGGAGUUCAACUCAAAGAUUGAAUGAGAUGACCCUAUCAUCUAACAAACUAUCCGGAGUUAUUCCAAGCUCGUUUGGUAAUCUUUCGACUUUGGUUUGGUUGCAUUUGAAUAACAAUAGUCUUCGAGGGGAGUUUCCGUUAUUCUUGAGGAAUUUAAAGCAAUUGUUAAUCUUAGAUAUCGGUGAGAACAAAAUGUCAGGGACUAUACCUUCAUGGAUAGGGGACAUUUUCUCCUUAAUCCAAAUUCUCAGGGUACAUUCCUACAACUUUGCAAACUUAGAUAGGUUCCAAGGGUACAUUCCGUUACAACUUUGCAAACUUUCAGCUUUGCAAAUCUUGGACCUUUCCAACAACAUGUUGAUAGGUUCCAUCCCUCCCUGCAUUGGGAAUCUUACAGCAAUGAUUCAAGGAAACAAACCAUUAGUUUCCUUAGCUCCCGGAGGGCUGAGGUAUAUGGAAUGGUAUGAACAAGAUGUGAGUCAGAUCAUUAAAGGAAGAGAAGAUCAUUAUACGAGAAAUCUGAAACUUGUGGCCAAUGUGGAUUUAUCAAGCAACAAUUUGAGUGGAUCUAUUCCUAAAGGAAUAACUCUUCUUACGGCUCUACAAGGUCUAAACCUGUCGCACAAUCAUUUGUCCGGUGAAAUUCCUACAACCAUAGGGAACAUGAAGUCGCUUGAAUCUUUAGACCUCUCUCAUGAUCAACUUUCAAGCUCAAUUCCUCACACCAUGUCUAGUUUAACUUUUCUAAGUGCACUAAACCUGUCCUACAACAACCUUUCAGGACCAAUUCCACAAGGAAACCAAUUUUCAACACUUAAUGAUCCAUUUAUUUAUGUUGGCAACAAAUUUCUUUGUGGUGCGCCAUUGUCCAAUAAGUGUGAUCCUGGUGAAAAUGAUAUGGAUGAAGAUGAAAAAGAGGACAAGGCUGAGAAAUUGUGGUUUUACUUUGUGGUAGCAAUUGGUUUUGGUACUGGCUUUUGGGUUGUAGUUGGAGUUUUGUUGUUUAAGAAGUGUUGGAGGAAGGCUUACUUUAAAUGCAUUGAUGAGACAGUACACAAGAUAAAAGUCACAUGCAGUAGAGAGUUAGAAAGGUUAAAGAAAACAUGCAUGGGAAACCCUGUUGAUUAGUGAGAGAUGAUUGUGUGCAGGUAGCUUAAUUGCUCAUGUGAUAUAAAAGAAUGUAUCAAUAAAUUUUUCACUAUUUGAAAAAUAAA
Molecule: messenger RNA, 3236 nt
Organism: Trifolium pratense (red clover)
Lineage: Eukaryota; Viridiplantae; Streptophyta; Magnoliopsida; Fabales; Fabaceae
Product: receptor-like protein 46
Molecular function (GO): protein binding
Source: RefSeq, a predicted model, not a curated record